Molecule: messenger RNA, 717 nt
Organism: Colletotrichum tamarilloi
Lineage: Eukaryota; Fungi; Ascomycota; Sordariomycetes; Glomerellales; Glomerellaceae
Exons: 1
Coding region: 1-717 (238 amino acids)
Source: RefSeq, a predicted model, not a curated record
AUGCGAAUUACGAGUGCGUGUGCGUCAACAGCCCUCGCAUGUUUGCUUCUUCUCACAAGCGCAAAUACCGUACUACUGUACUUAUCCAGACGUACUCACGCACGUCACCGUGGAUGUCUGUUUGAUGCGGUCCUAGUCAUCGGGGCCACCCAAGUGGUGGUCGUGGUGCGCGCUAAAACGGAGCAUCGAAAGCCCUACUGGACGGGACGUUUCCUGGGGCUGUCCCGGACUUGGACAGACGUGAGUAAGAUUUUGUUGUUCAUAGGCAGUGCGCGCACGACGCAGGGAAGUUCCUCGGUAACCCUUUUGGGCAGCGCGAUCAGUCAACCCAACCUCCCAACCUCUCUCGAAGCUGCAGGCCUGCACCUCAUCCCGUCUCCAUCCACUCAGAGCGGCCGCCACCCAUUCUUCCCUGCUGCCGCCCAACCGCUCUCCGCCUCUCUAUCAAUGUCAAUCUGUAUCCGUACGGAGCAUUUGCACCAGGUUUCUGCUUUGCGCGUACCGUCCCGCCAGGUGGCUCUUACCGCCUCUGCUGGCUGGUCAGGUAUUCGUUGCGUAUCCAUCUGUACCGUGCGUACCUUGACUGAGGCUGGGACGUACAGCUUGAGAUGUACAAUGGGAUACCUCUCAUCCUCCCGCCGUCCGUCUUCCUCUCGGGAACUAGGCGGCGCAAGCUGGGCUAAGCAGGCUAUCAUCGCUUGGCCAGCAAGAGGCUAG